Cyphellophora europaea CBS 101466 is the source of this 1110-nucleotide messenger RNA. RefSeq lists its product as uncharacterized. Gene Ontology annotation, molecular function: hydrolase activity; carboxy-lyase activity. The transcript has 2 exons. The record is from RefSeq and is a predicted model, not a curated record. The coding region runs from base 1 to 1110 and encodes 369 amino acids. Gene Ontology annotation, biological process: secondary metabolic process. Lineage: Eukaryota; Fungi; Ascomycota; Eurotiomycetes; Chaetothyriales; Cyphellophoraceae. Gene Ontology annotation, cellular component: cytosol; cytoplasm.
AUGUCUUUGCUUGCAAUAGAUAUCCUGACAUUCACAAGACUUCUGGCAAUUCUAGCCGCAAGACCAGCCAAGAUCAUGCAGGACAUCGGCGACCAAAUUGUCAACGCCGCUCUGGCAUGGCCAACGCAACCUCCAAUUAAUAAGAUCGAUACACACCACCAUUUCGUGCCGGAGUUCUAUGCUGAGAUUGUCGAGCAAGCAGGUGGUGACCCCAGCGGAUGGCCCACACCACGCUGGUCCGCCGAGCAAUCGAUCAAGGUCAUGGACAAGCUUGGCGUCUCGGCCGCGGUGCUGUCAGUCACGGCUCCUGGUGCCUGUAUCUUGACUGGAGAAGCGUCCUAUGAUCUAGCGCGCAGGCUCAAUUUGGAAGCUGCCACUCAUCGACAAAGAUCGCCAUCCAGGUUCGCCAUGUUCGCAUCGCUCCCAAGCCUUCUAGAUACCGACGCAGCUCUUGAGGAAAUACGCUUCGCACUGGACGAAUUGCACGCCGACGGCGUGACUGUCUUCACUCGAUAUGGCAAUCAACAUACCUAUCUUGGCCACCCUGACUUGGAACCAAUUUGGGCAGAACUCAAUCGCCGUAAAUGCGUGGUCUUUGUUCACCCUACUCACCCUGUUGACACGAAUCCUGUGAACUCAAAGAUGCCACAGCCUAUGAUCGACUACCCGCACGAGACGACAAGAGCUGCGAUGGACAUGAUAUUGCAAAGAACCUGCAUCAAAUAUCCUGAUUGCAAGGUCAUCUUGUCGCAUGCCGGAGGCAGUCUUCCCUACAUCAUCAGUCGCAUCAGCGUCCCGCUGGAGGCGGUCCCUGGCCCAGUCGCAUCCUUCAAGAUAGGUGUUAACCACAGGGAGGUUGUCGAAAGUUUCCGUAGCUUUUACUACGACCUGGCUUUGUCGUCGUCGCCUGCAGUGAUAAGGCUACUCUUGGAUCAGGUACCAAAUGACCACAUUCUGUACGGCAGUGACUUCCCUUAUGCUCCUCUGCCAGCAUACCCAGCCUUCCUCAAGCACCUUGAAGGAUUUAACAUGGACUCGGAAACUCGCAGAAAGAUCAAUUUCAAGAAUGCUAGGGCGAUACUACCUGGGCUUCCCUCAGCACACCUAUGA